Thunnus maccoyii (southern bluefin tuna) is the source of this 1680-nucleotide messenger RNA. RefSeq names its product odorant receptor 131-2-like. The transcript has a single exon. NCBI's taxonomy places the organism in Eukaryota, Metazoa, Chordata, Actinopteri, Scombriformes, Scombridae. The coding region runs from base 278 to 1249 and encodes 323 amino acids. Gene Ontology annotation, biological process: G protein-coupled receptor signaling pathway. Gene Ontology annotation, cellular component: membrane. The record is from RefSeq and is a predicted model, not a curated record. Gene Ontology annotation, molecular function: G protein-coupled receptor activity.
UGGGUGUGAGGACAGAGCUCAUAAAGAGUAUGUGAGGUCAGGCAAACCCUGCAGAGCAGCUCUGCUUACAUGGAGACAAGCACUGACUCUUACCUGCUCUAACUGUUUGCAGAGGAAUAACUUAUGUGCAUGAUUUUAGAUUUUUGCAUGUUAACUCAACAGGCAUCUCUGCUGAUGCUGGAUCUUCAUUGUUGUGGGAUUACAAACUGGAAGAAAAUUGCUGUGUGGUAGUUUUCCAAUGAGAUCAGUAGGUUAAUGUCUUUACUGUCUCUCUGAAAUGACUUAUGCAAACCAAUCUCUGACCAAUGUCAGUUCUGUACAGCAGUUUCAGGGGUUACUGGAGAGAGCGUUAUUUUGCACUCUGAUAACAGUGCCAUGCUGUGUGUUCCUCUUCAUUAAUGGAACCAUGCUUUUUACCUUGAGGAGUAAACCAGUGUUUAGAGAGACCUCUCGUUACAUUCUUCUGUAUAACCUCCUUUUUGCAGACACAGCACAGCUGAUACUAAGCCAGUUACUGUACAUAUUGGCUUUCUGUAGAAUGAAACUGACAUAUCCUGUAUGUGGUGUUCUCACUAUGAUUGCUGAUCUCACAAAUGAAGUGUCUCCUCUCACACUGGUGUUGAUGUCUCUGGAGAGAUAUGUAGCUGUGUGCUACCCACUGAGGCACGCUACCAUCAUCACCAUCAGAAACACAGGUGUGGCCAUCAUUGUAGUUUGGGUGUUCAGUUCACUAAAUGUUCUCACUCGAGUUCUUUUGCUGUUAGAUUUUCCAUUUGAAGACCUGGAGAGCCUGCAGAUGAAAGACUUUUGCUCUGACAUAGCCAUGUUUCUUGGCCCAAUGUCUAAUCAUUAUGACAAAGCCUAUACUUGUUUUCUGUUUGUAUCAGCAGGUGCUGCAAUCACGUCCUCCUAUAUUGGUGUGAUAGUAGCAGCCAGGUCAGCCUCCACAGACAAAGCUUCAGCCCGUAAAGCUCGUAACACACUGCUGCUGCACCUGGUGCAGCUGGGCCUCAGUCUCUCCUCAACUGUUUACAACCCAAUCCUCAUAGCUCUUUCAAAAACUGUAACAAGGCUAGUAUUUGUGCGUGUCCAGAAUGUUUUUUAUGUGUGCAUUUUCAUUUUCCCCAGAUGUCUUAGUUCUCUCAUUUAUGGCAUCAGAGACCAAACUAUCAGACCUGUCCUCGUGUACCAUCUAUGCUGUCGACUGAAACUCUCAGUCAUCUCAGCCAAGGCUGAGGUCUCACUUUAGGCUUCAUGGACUGGAUCAAGUUUUGCAUGUGCUUGUAAAUAUGGUUGAUAUGUUUAACAACCCAAAAAGUAGAAUAUCUUUGAUUUAGCAGGAGACAAAUUAUAAAUAAUCACAAUAACAAUUUUUAUAUGUAGGUUUAUCAGUAUUUUUGUCCACAGAAUAGAAGCCUGUCAAAAUAUUAACAGUCUGACAACAAACAAAAGGUGUUUGAAAAGGAUUAUAAUUUGUUGAAGCUGUUUUCAUUUUACUUUUAAUUUCAUGUUAAAAUGUUGAAAGGGCAGUUUUAAAUUCAAAUGUAUUAUUCUGGGGAAAUCUCUUCAGAUCUUUUCAUGGAAUAUGUAGGGGGAGCAUAUAUAGUAGAUGUAUUCAUUUUGAUUUAAUUCAAGCUUGGUAUGUUGUAUAAAAUACAAUGAUAUUUUUCUUCAUAAAUA